ACAAAGUCCUUGCGGUUUCCUUUCUCCUCUCACUGGUCAAAAUUAAAUCAAUUAUUUAUUUGCUCCUGUUUCAAUACUUUUAACUUUCAAAAUCGUUCACUGUUUUCUAAUUACCAAUUUCACAAUUAGCAUUUGUUAUCACUGCCGUUACCGUUGUUACUUUUUAAAACAAUCAGUUUUAAUAAAGCUAGACAUUCUAGCCUAGAAGCAACACCCAUAAAACACCAGUCGCCAAUUGCAAAGUUUUUAAUUUCAGAGUUAAAAUACAGCAUCCACAAAUUCGUCCACCAGAAUCAAGGGGACGAAUUGUUCGACUUAUUGAAUCUGCGGUUUCAAGACAUCCGUCAAAAUAGGGCAUCCGGCCGAGAAACUAAAUAGGCGACCAAAACCUAAAACAUUCCAAAAGCUGAGUAAAAAGGCACCUCGAAUGGCAAGCGUUGUGGAAGGUUUGGAAACUGGAUCAAGUUCGGCUGGAUCGGAGGACGCACCUGCUACUCCUGUUCAAGCACGAGAAAUGGAUGAAAAGAACCGACAACGACGUUCGGUGGUCAUCAUACGGGAAGUAUACGAUUCGGAGAAUGCCAAUGAAAUUUUUGAGCAACAACUGGAACAAGCUUUGGUCAAUUCAGUGGACACUAUCAUCAUUGAACCAUACAAGUUAGGCGACGAAACUUCUAGAUGGAUUGCAGUUGGAAAUUGUCUUCAUAAGUCUGCUGUGUUAGCUGGCUUCGGAUCUAUAUUAUCUGCUUUUGUGUGGCCGGACAAAGCGUUCGUGUUUGUCCCAGCGACAAUACUUUCCUCCCUUUGCACUGGCUUGUAUUCAAUUAGUUGGCAGUUUGAUCCCUGUUGCAAGUACCAAGUGGAGAAUAGUGGAAAUCACCUAGAGCAGCUCGCUUUAGGAGGUUUGAAUUCAGCGUCCCCAGUCGUCUUGGUCCGAAGAGAUGACACCCGAAGAAAAAUUCUGCACACUGCCGUAACAGCCGCAUGCAUUAGUCAAACCAUGCUUAGACUCUACUUUCCAUACUUGAACACAUGGUUUGGAAGAAAUUCAAGUGGAAUGGGAUCCGGAAAUCAAAUUGCACCAUCAAUAGCUACAAAUCGAUUAGUUAUUUCUGAAUUACGUGAGUUUCAACAGCCGAUAGCACAUACACUUAAUAAUAGUGCUCAGUUUAUGAGUAACCUCUUUGGAGGAGGCCUUAAUCUUCUGUAAUUUGUUAAUUCUCGUAUCUAUAAAGAACGAAUACUGAUAAUGUUGUACCUUGAUUAUUAUUACAGAAUUGAAUAUCUGAAAUGUGAAAUAAGGUGGCAUACACAAAUUGACAAGUUCACUUAAUAAUACGAGAAUAGAAAGACUUGUUAGAAGUAUAUAGUAGACGCUGUAUGAAAACCGAAAAAUAUAUCCGAUAUAUAUAUAACAUUGUACUAUUAAUAUUACGCAUGUUAAGGCAAAGUCUAGUUUUCUGUUAGUAAAAAAAUGUCGCAAAUAAUAUGCGCCUUUUAACAAAUUCUGAAGUGGAUAUAAACUAUAUCUGGUUGGAGGCAUACCCUAUCGUUCAAAAUUCUUAUCCCAUUCUUUCGAAAUAUAACCAAAUGAAUCCACCUGAUUCUGAUUUAUCUCAGCAGAAUCAAAGACAGAUUUUUAAAUUUUGCUUUGUUUCUACUUGCUGUCUGCUGGGGUGUGAUGUGUACUAUCUUUUGUAGAUUUUAUGAUUGAAAGUCUUUAAUUCAUCAAGUAAUUAAUGUGAUGAGUUUGAGUGUCUGUUUGCUAUAUAUAUUGUUAGAUGAAUAUAUGGAAAACGUGAUCUUUUGCAUAUAAUGUUUUAUUAAAUGAAAAUAUAAUGCCUUGUCAAAAUAAUAAAGCCCGUAAAAGACUAUAUAUAUGCAAUCUGACACCGGACACGAAAUGAAUGAAACAUUUGCCAGCAAAUCUUUAACUAUGCGACACUCAAACCCAAAAAUAAACGACUGAUCUAAUUUA
This is a messenger RNA of Folsomia candida, 1978 nucleotides long. It is a transcript of the gene Pmi, whose product is annotated as transmembrane protein 11, mitochondrial. Gene Ontology annotation, cellular component: mitochondrial inner membrane. Bases 428 to 1210 code for a protein of 260 amino acids. Gene Ontology annotation, biological process: inner mitochondrial membrane organization. The record is from RefSeq and is a predicted model, not a curated record. NCBI's taxonomy places the organism in Eukaryota, Metazoa, Arthropoda, Collembola, Entomobryomorpha, Isotomidae. The transcript has 4 exons.